Ruditapes philippinarum (Manila clam) is the source of this 2221-nucleotide messenger RNA. Its product is annotated as meiosis-specific nuclear structural protein 1-like. NCBI's taxonomy places the organism in Eukaryota, Metazoa, Mollusca, Bivalvia, Venerida, Veneridae. Gene Ontology annotation, biological process: cilium organization. Gene Ontology annotation, cellular component: motile cilium. The coding region runs from base 286 to 1794 and encodes 502 amino acids. The record is from RefSeq and is a predicted model, not a curated record. The transcript has 10 exons.
UAUUCUAGCCUUAUAUGUUUGUUUUUCAUACGUUACCUUGAAAACCAUCUCUUAUUUUGUCUACAGGAUUUAUAAAUAUGGUUAUACAUAACAGUUAUUUUUAAAUAUAAAAUAAAUAUUUUUCACAUCCAAUUUUGCAGUUUUAUCAAGUAUUAAAAUUGAAAGCUUCCACCCCUAGCAACGGACAUUGACUCGUUCAUUUACAUCUGUCGCCAUUUUGUUGUAACCGAGAGAAAAUACCGCUUUGGAUAUUGUAAUCAAAUACACCGACAGCAGAUUCUCAUUAUGGCAAUGAUGCGUAGAGCUCCGCUACAAACGGUGGCACAGAGGGAGCGGCAGUUAGAGAAUUCCCGCAGGCAGGAAAACGUUCGAGAGGAGACCGUUCGUAACUUGGCUCGGGAAAAAAUGCUCGAGUCGAACAUGAAUCGUGAAGAGCGACUUGAUAGUAAACGGUUUCUAAGGACACAAAUGCAGGAACAUAAAGAGCGGGAAAUGGGAGAAACCAUUCUUAAGGCCCAAAGGGACAGGAUACAACGUGAAGAACAAAUGGCUCAAGAGGAGAGGUUGGCACAAGAACUCGAGCGUAGGAAGCUGGACGGGAUUAGGGACGAAAAAAUGAGGCAACAAAUUAGAGAGACAAGUUUAGAGUUGCGGGAGCUAGAGGCGAAACUGAAGUCGGCCUACAUGAAUAAAGAACGCACUGCGCAGAUGGCAGAGAAAGAAGCGGUGAAAUUUGACAUUAUGAAACGGGACGCAGAAAUUGCGCGGGAAAUGAUGGAAGAGCAUAACCGAGCGGAGGCCGCGGAGCGUCAGCGGGAAAUGGAACGCUAUAAAGAGAGCAUACGAUACCAGCAGGAGCUCGAACGCCAGCUCGAGGAGCAGGAAGAAAAGAAACAACAGGCGUACGAGGAAUUCCUGAAAGAGAAGCUCAUGAUCGACGAAAUUGUGCGGAAGAUUUACGAAGAAGAUCAGAGAGAGCGGGAAUUAGCAUUACAGAAGCAGAAGGCCACGCAGCAAUUCAUCUCGGACUUCAAACAGGCUCGCGACCAGUGGAAAGAAAUCGAGCGACAGAGAAUGGAGGAGGAAAACAGAAAAAUCAUGGAAUUUGCUCGCGUUCAGCAAGAGAGGGAGGCAGACAGAAUGUCCAAGAAAAAAGAAAAAGAACAAGGCAUGGCUAAAGUCCAACAAGCGUUGGCAGAGGAGAUAUCAAGACAAGAGGGUGAAAGAGAGGAGAUGGAACGUGUUAGAAUGGAGCUUCAUCUAGAAGAACAAGAAGAACGUGAUCGACAGAAGGAAAGGGAUCUGAUGGAGAGGCGUAUACGACAGAGAUUAGAGUUACAGGAACAACACGCACAACAGAUGCACUUCAAACAGUUAAGACAGCAUGCCGAGCAGGAAGAAGAAGAACAAUUUAGAAAACAGAUGAUGGCCAAGUUUGCCGAGGACGACAGAAUAGAACAAAUGAACGCACAGAAACGUCGCAUGAAGCAGUUAGAGCACAAACAUGCCGUCGAAAACCUUAUAGAGGACAGGCGUGCACAAUUCGCUGCGGAUAGAGAGCGCGAGUUGGACGAACGUAGGGAGGCGGAGCGCAUGGAGGCAUUCAGACGGCAGAUUAUCGAAGAGGAGAGACAGAAAUUAUUACAAGAGCACGCUAUGAGGCUUCUAGGAUAUCUACCUAAGGGCGUUAUCAGGGAUGAAGGAGAUUUAGAGAGACUGGGCCCCAACUUUAAACAAGCAUAUCAAAAACGUCAAGUAGACCCUUUUGAUGAAGAAGCCUGGGACAGCAGAUAGGAAUAGAAAACAAAAAAACUGUGAUAUUUAAAGACAUAUGACAUCCUUAUUUGAUAAAAUUUUAUGUAAAUUAUGUUCAUUUAUUUUUUAUAUAAUUUAUUGUAUACAUUGUGAAAAAAAGAAGAAAAAAAACCAACAAUAUGGGAAGAUUGCUUCGAGUGAUUUACCGUAUUAAACAAAUACAUGUUCAUUCUUAUAGAGUGUAAUUAUUUUAUUUUUGCUGUUAUUUUAAAGCCGCAUGUCUUCAGACAAGUUUAUGAAUUUCUUUUUUUCACGGCCACUAUAAUUAUGCAAAAAACUUUUUUCUAAGCAUAACAUUAUAUCAAUUGUCAUGUGUUAUAGAUGUGCAAAUGUUUAUGAAAACAUUUAUUAUAGACUUUAAAAUAAAAUAUUGAGAAAUAUUGAUGAAUUAAAAUGUGUAUUUUCA